Messenger RNA from Poecile atricapillus (Black-capped chickadee), 2475 nucleotides. It is a transcript of the gene GORAB, whose product is annotated as golgin, RAB6 interacting. Bases 80 to 1213 code for a protein of 377 amino acids. Gene Ontology annotation, biological process: non-motile cilium assembly. The record is from RefSeq and is a predicted model, not a curated record. The transcript has 5 exons. NCBI's taxonomy places the organism in Eukaryota, Metazoa, Chordata, Aves, Passeriformes, Paridae.
CGUUCGCCUGCGGCGGUGCCGGGGCAGCCGCGGGGCCUGCGCGGCGGGAGGAAGAGGAGGAGGAGGAGGAGGGAGCGCCAUGGCCGAGUCCUGGGCCGGCUUCUCGCAGGAGGAGCUGCGGCGGCUGCGGGGGCAGCGCCCAGAUUUGUACGAGCCCUCUCCGCAGCAGCAGCAGCAGCAGCAGCCUCGUCCCCAGGCUGUGCCCAAGACUCGGAAGCAAUCACAACGGGAAAAAGCCCUCCAGCAGCAAAGCCAGAGGCUGGGGCUGCAGGGAGGAGCAGCCUCUGUCACGCCAGAACAGCUUCUUUCUCCACCACAACCCAAACCGUGUCACCCCCAGCAGCCCGAGCCGGCAGCUGGGGAUCAGAAGCAAAGGGACAGCCAAGAGAAGCAGGAGGGAGUGACACCGGCAGAGUCCUGUAAUGGCAGGGACAGUGCCCAGCCCCGCCCUACAAAGCCCAACAGCCAAGUGGAGAGAAAGAAAGUGGAAUUGUUAGUAAGUCGGCAGGAAAAAUCCCGAUGGGAAAUCCUCCAGCAGGAGCAGCGGCUGAUAGAAGAGAAGAAUAAACGCAAGAAGGCACUCCUGGCCAGAGCCAUUGCUGAGAGAUCCAAAAGAACUCAAGCUGAAACAGUGAAACUGAAGAGGAUUCAGAAGGAGCUGCAGGCUCUGGAUGACAUGGUGUCUGCUGACAUCGGGAUCCUGAGGAACCGCAUCGACCAGGCCAGCCUGGACUACUCCUACGCCCGGAAGCGCUACGACAAGGCCGAGUCCGAGUACGUGGCGGCCAAGCUGGACCUGCAGCACAAGACGGAGAUCAAGGAGCACCUGACGGAGCACCUGUGCACCAUCAUCCAGCAGAACGAGCUCCGCAAGGCCAGGAAGCUGGAGGAGUUAAUGCAGCAGCUGGAUGUGGAGGCAGAUGAGGAAAAUCUGGAGCUGGAGAUCGAGGUGGAACAGAUGCUGCAGCAACAGGAGGCAGAAGCAGGGAGACAAUCCAGCCAGGCACACAGCCACGCUGGGACAGCCCAGGAGAACCCUGCUCCCAGUGGUGUUGGGCAGGAGAGCCAGCAGGCUGACCACGCUGCUGCCACUUCUCCUGCAGUUUCUGAACAAUCUCAAAACCCCAGGACCAAAUCCCUCUCCAACGUGAACAGCCAAACUCAGGCAGUAAAUGUGACUUCAGGAGGCUCCCCAGCUUGUUCUGCCACAUGACUGCUGGACACAGAUAAGCCAGUGGUUAUGGAUGAGGCACUCCCUGCAGGCUUGUGGCUCUAUGUUGUAUCUGGGCUUCAGCAGUGCCAGUAAUACGCACUUGAUUUCUCUUUUCCUUUUUACUGUUUCCAAAUUUUAAAGGCUCUUUUCUUUCCACAAGACGCAUUUGGGGUUCAUCAUCUCUCAUCAUUCUGGUGUACGUUCAUGUUCUACUGCCCAGCUCUUCAUGGGCUUUUGUACCUUCCUGAAACAGGACAUUUGGAAGUGAACAGUAGGGUUUGUCCAAAGAUUUUCAGCUUUUUGAUACCCACGGAUGCCUGUUCUGAGCAGUGUGCAAGAGAAAGAUACCUACAGGAGAAACCUCAGUCUGCUUCAGAGCACAUUCUGACAACUGCAGUAGGAUGUUUGUCUUCCUUUGUAUCCAUAAGGGAUUAGUUUCCAACGGUUUCUCAUGCUGUGAAAGCCAAGUGCUUACAUUAAUUGCCUUCAUAGAGGUUUCUCUUUCCUGAUUUAAGGGAAAUUUGCAUAUUGAGGCAAACUGCAAAGUCAGUCGUAAUACCUCGUAUUUAUCGCUUCUCCUGUUCCUUUCAGACCAUGCUGAAUCAUGAAGCUGUACAUUGAUAACACUAUUAGCUGUGAAAUCACAGCUGCUAGGGUUUAGCAAAAAUUAUGGGUUACAGUUUAAGACAUUGCAGAAUGUAGAAGUAGAAACACACAAAAGAGUGUGUUACAUUUAAAGCUGUUCCGUUGCAGAGAUUUUCUCUGUUGUAGUUGCCUCAAAGUGCCAAUAAUUAGCCAUAAUUAGCCAAUAAUUCAUCUUGUAAUGAAUAAUCCCCAGAGUAUAUUGGAAAUAAGCCUAUUUUUGUAGAACAUUUAAUGCAUUUUCUUGCCUGAAGAGCAGGUUAGUACCCCACAAAAGUUCAGCUGAUUUGCUUUAUUGCUGUUGAAAGGCUUUAAAAAGCUAUUCCAGGUGGAGAAAGCCUCAGGAAUUAAAAGAGAACAUAGGAAAAUCUCCCAUAGACUGAUUGCAGCUGCAAACCAUGGGGACUGCACUCAGAGUUAACCUCUUGGUAUCAGGGAAGUGUGGGAAUGGUUCCUGGAAUACCUGACCUGGACAUGUUGGGUCUGAGUUUAUGAAUGAGUUGCUGAAUGACGCCACCGAGUCUAUAAAUGGGACAGUGAUUGUCUCUAUGGCUUGAACAGUGGAAAAACAUGUCACUACAUUUCACUUUUAUUCUAUUAAUAAAUCCGUGCAUCUUGUA